CGGAGCGGGAGCCGAAGCGGAGCCCGGGCCAGAGCGGGCGGAAUGGAGCCCCCGCGCGCGCCCGCGCUGCGCCGCCUGCUCCCGCCGUUGCUGCUCUUACUGCUGCCACUGCCCCCCCGCGCCCGGGCCAAGUAUGUGCGGGGCAACCUCAGCUCCAAGGAGGACUGGGUAUUCUUGACAAGAUUUUGUUUCCUCUCGGAUUAUGGUCGACUGGACUUCCGCUUCCGCUACCCUGAGACCAAGUGCUGUCAGAACAUCCUCCUCUAUUUCGAUGAUCCAUCCCAGUGGCCAGCAGUGUACAAGGCAGGAGACAAGGACUGCCUGGCCAAGGAAUCAGUGAUCAGGCCGGAGAACAACCAGGUCAUCAAUCUCACCACCCAGUAUGCCUGGUCAGGCUGUCAGGUGGUGUCAGAAGAGGGAACCCGCUACCUGAGUUGCUCCAGUGGCCGAAGCUUCCGCUCUGUGCGUGAAAGGUGGUGGUACAUCGCACUCAGCAAGUGUGGGGGAGAUGGGCUGCAGCUGGAAUAUGAGAUGGUCCUCACCAAUGGCAAGUCAUUCUGGACAAGGCACUUCUCUGCUGAUGAGUUUGGGAUCUUGGAGACAGAUGUGACCUUCCUCCUCAUCUUCAUCCUCAUCUUCUUCCUCUCCUGUUACUUUGGAUAUUUGUUGAAAGGUCGUCAGUUGCUUCACACAACUUAUAAAAUGUUCAUGGCCGCAGCAGGAGUGGAGGUCCUAAGCCUCCUGUUUUUCUGCAUCUACUGGGGCCAGUAUGCUACUGAUGGCAUUGGCAAUGAGAGUGUGAAGAUCCUGGCCAAGCUGCUCUUCUCCUCCAGCUUCCUCAUCUUCCUGCUCAUGCUCAUCCUUCUGGGGAAGGGAUUCACGGUGACACGGGGCCGCAUCAGUCAUUCGGGCUCUGUGAAGUUGUCUGUGUACAUGACCCUGUACACCCUCACCCACGUGGUGCUGCUUAUCUACGAGGCUGAAUUCUUUGACCCAGGUCAGGUACUGUACACCUAUGAGUCUCCGGCGGGCUAUGGACUCAUCGGGCUGCAGGUGGCAGCCUACGUGUGGUUCUGCUAUGCUGUGCUCAUCUCCCUGCGACAUUUCCCUGAGAAGCAGCCCUUUUACGUGCCCUUCUUUGCUGCCUACACCCUCUGGUUCUUUGCAGUUCCCGUCAUGGCCCUAAUUGCCAAUUUUGGGAUCCCCAAGUGGGCCCGGGAGAAGAUUGUCAAUGGCAUCCAGUUGGGAAUCCACCUGUAUGCCCAUGGAGUGUUCCUGAUCAUGACUCGCCCAUCUGCGGCCAACAAGAACUUCCCGUACCACGUACGCACAUCGCAGAUCGCCUCCGCAGGGGCUCCGGGCACCGGAGGGAGCCAAUCCACAGACAAGGCCUUUCCGCAGCACGUCUAUGGGAAUGUGACCUUCAUUAGCGACUCGGUGCCCAACUUCACGGAGCUCUUCUCCAUCCCCCCGCCCACCUCCUCCGCCGGGAAGCAGGUGGAGGAGACAGCGGUAGCGGCGGCAGUGGCCCCGAGGGGCCGUGUGGUGACCACGGCCGAGCCGGGCGCAGCCUCCCCGCCCCCUCCYGCUCGGUUCCCCAAGGCGGCCGACCCGGGCUGGGAUGGCCCGACGCCGCCUUACCAGCCGCUCGUGCCCCAGACGGCGGCUCCACACACCGGCUUCACCGAAUACUUCAGCAUGCACACGGCCGGGGGCUCCGUACCCCCGGUCUGAGCACCCUUGGUCGCCCCUGUCCCCUGGGCCGCGCACCGGGCCCCGGCUGGGCUCCGGACCCCCAGCUCUGUCCCUUCCCCAGGGCUUGGCCAACCCUCCCAACUCUCCCCACCCCGCGUACCCAGGUUGGGUGCGCUGCGUCCCCCCCUUCCCCUUUGUGCCAAACGGUCCCGCGGGAGCCGCUCUCCCCGUCCCCUCCCUCAGCCCCUGCCCCGAACGGCGCCGGAUUCUGGGCUCCCGCUGUUCCGUGAUCUACGACCCCCCGAUCCCCUCCGAGACCUCUGACCCCGUCGGACUCCGGCACACCCACGACGACCGCCAGGACCCAGCUCGUGACUCCAGGAUUCCGCGACCCCGAGGACGGAUAUUGUGAAGCUGGUCUGACUCAAACCCUCCCUCGGAUCUGUGACCUCGGACCCGUGCUCUCUGCCCCUGUCAGCAUUCGGGGGCCUUCCCUCGGUCCCUCGCACAAAGACUCCCCCGCCCCUUGCCAAAAUAAA
Urocitellus parryii (Arctic ground squirrel) is the source of this 2234-nucleotide messenger RNA. RefSeq names its product transmembrane protein 145 (gene Tmem145). The record is from RefSeq and is a predicted model, not a curated record. NCBI's taxonomy places the organism in Eukaryota, Metazoa, Chordata, Mammalia, Rodentia, Sciuridae. Gene Ontology annotation, biological process: G protein-coupled receptor signaling pathway; response to pheromone.